Molecule: messenger RNA, 2509 nt
Organism: Oncorhynchus gorbuscha (pink salmon)
Lineage: Eukaryota; Metazoa; Chordata; Actinopteri; Salmoniformes; Salmonidae
Product: trichohyalin-like
Exons: 6
Coding region: 384-1664 (426 amino acids)
Biological process (GO): double-strand break repair via homologous recombination
Cellular component (GO): nucleoplasm
Molecular function (GO): DNA binding
Source: RefSeq, a predicted model, not a curated record
ACCGGCUGUUGCAUUUUUUUUUCGGUUAUCGAUUGGUCUUGUCUGGAUCGUGAAGUCGCGGGGAGUUUGGACAAAAAUGGUGGAUAAAUAAAAUAGAGUUCACUAAGGCCGUUUAAAAAAAAGUAUCAAUUUACGGUCUGCUUAACAGGGUGUCGCUCCCAUAGACGCCAAUGCGAUAGCAGCUGGGUCUGGUCUGCUUUGUUCAUUGAUUGAACCAGAAAAAACAGCGACUGGAUUGGAAUCCUUCCUGCCCCCCUCAACAAAACGUGACUGGCUAGCAUAUGGACGCCGAUAAAUACAGAAACAAAUGGCUUUGAAUGGUUUUUAUUUUUGAAAACCUCUCGCUAACUGUCAAAGGUGACCGUUAGGAUCGCGUGACAAGAAUGGAGGAUAAUUUGGAGCGCGUGCUCCAUUGCGAUGACAAGGAGGAGUUGAGGCGGAAACUGGCCCUGCUACAGAGGGAGUACUCCAGGACAGUUCAGAGAUUACAGCGAGCUGAGCGUUCAGAUGCCGUGCGGAAGCAUGUGAGGAGUCGGAUCUCUGAGCAGAACCUCCAGGACCAGACAGACCCAGUCAGCACCUUUCCCAACCCAGCUCUACCUCCCCUCUCCCUUGGUAGCCCUGCUAGGACAGCCCCAGGUUCAGCCUCACCACCAGGCCCCGCCGGAGACUCGACUGUGGCGGCAUCGUGUCCGGUGGAAUCUGAGAACCCCAGGCGGAGGAGUCCGUCCAUCCGCUUCCUCCUCCCCGUCGAUGACUCUUGCCCUCGGACACCUGACCUUAACCCUCACAGACGAAGCCACUCCCUCCGGCUGAGGUCGCGGAGAAGCCGGCUGCGCUGGGAGUGGACGGGGAGGGUCCAGGGCGGCGAGGGGGCAGGGGGGAGGUACGACACGGAGACCAGCGAGGAUGGGCUGGAGCUGGAAGCACAAACAGAGAAAGAAGAGGACGGAGAGAAGAGAAAUAUGGAGGAAGAGAAGGAGGGUGUGAAGAAAGAGCUGGAGAGGGAGGAGAAUGAGAGGGAAAUUCCAGAUAAAGAGGCAAUGAAACAGAGCGAUGGAGAGGAGAGAGAAGAACAGAGGACAUAUGGACAGAAGGAGAUCUGUUCACCCCUUCCUUCUCUGAGGAGAGAUGGAGAGAAUGAGAGAGAAGAACAGAGGACAUAUGGGCAGAAGGAGAUCGGUUCACCCCUUCCUUCUCUGAGGAGAGAUGGAGAGGAGAGAGAAGAACAGAGGACAUAUGGGCAGAAGGAGAUCGGUUCACCCCUUCCUUCUCUGAGGAGAGAUGGAGAGGAGAGAGAACAGAGGACAUAUGGGCAGAAGGAGAUCGGUUCACCCCUUCUUUCUCUGAGGAGAGAUGGAGAGGAGAGAGAACAGAGGACAUAUGGGCAGAAGGAGAUCGGUUCACCCCUUCCUUCUCUGAGGAGAGAUGGAGAGAAUGAGAGCGAAGAGGGAAGUGAUUCAGUAGCUACGGGAGUCUCUGUGUUAGGGGCUGUUGGGUUGUGUAACACUGGGGGAGUCCUGGACUCGUGCACUCUGGUGGAAGGUCUGCCGUUCCCCGUAGAAUACUACAUCAGAACCACAAGACGCAUGGCCUCUUCACAGAGCCACAGAGGGCGUGCAGCAAACCCAGUGACGCUACUGGUCCCUCAUCUACAGUUGUGACAGACACUCCAGCAAGCAUUUAAAAGGCAGGCUGCUUAUGCACCCACAUCAAAACAUGCUCAAGACCUCACUGCAGCCCUUUCAUAUUACAUUGCAAAGGACAUGAUGCCAUUUUAUAAUGUUGAGAGGCCUGGCUUUCUGUGGCUGGUGAAGGUUGCUGUGCCCGACGACAAAGUGCCGUCACCAACAUUAUUUUCCAAGAUUGACAUCCCAAAACUGUACAACCAGGUUAAAGCUGAUGUUGGAAAACGUUUGGCUCAAGCCACAUGGUUUGCUGCAACUACUGACCUCUGGACCAGUGAAAGCAGGGGGUGUUUCAACCCUACAUCAGCUUCAGUAUCCAUUACCUCACCCCAGACUGGCACCUGGAAUCAAACUGCCUGGAAACACAGUUUUUCCCAGAAGAUCACUCGGCUCACAACAUCAGUUUUUUAUGAGAAUGUGUCCUGGACCACACCACCCGUGAUGUUCUGGUGGAAACGGAUACGGAGCCGUCCCUGACUAAGGAGAUGAAAAGGGUAAUGAGAGAAGACCUUAACAACACACACAGAGAAGGCAAAGAGACUCAUGCACAUGGCUUGUUUCAUUGGCCUCUGCUUCAAAAGGAGCUUGUUAGAUGAGCCUGAGGCUGCAAACGUUGACACUGACAGCUGUGUCCAGGAGGCCUUGAAGCUGACAGCUGUACAUGUCAGUGAAGAACCACAAAGCACCAGCAACGCCUCCACCACCACCACCCCCACAGCGGCAUCGGAGGGGAAAGGCCUGGCUGGGUUGCUGAGAAGGAUUACCUCAACAAGGCAGCAGAGAGGUGAAGAGGGUCAGAUUCCGACCUCCCCAGAAGACAG